Molecule: messenger RNA, 11382 nt
Organism: Drosophila eugracilis
Lineage: Eukaryota; Metazoa; Arthropoda; Insecta; Diptera; Drosophilidae
Product: insulin-like receptor
Exons: 13
Coding region: 1539-7847 (2102 amino acids)
Biological process (GO): protein phosphorylation; positive regulation of phosphatidylinositol 3-kinase/protein kinase B signal transduction; cell surface receptor protein tyrosine kinase signaling pathway
Cellular component (GO): axon; membrane; insulin receptor complex
Molecular function (GO): ATP binding; insulin receptor activity; insulin receptor substrate binding
Source: RefSeq, a predicted model, not a curated record
CGCCCCCUCAGUACAAAAACAACUUUCGGGCGCAGCGGAACACAGCACGGAAUCGAGCGGAGAAAAGACGGCGUGUGUGUGAUCGAAAAUGCAAGUUAAGUGUCGCGGUCGCGGGAAAUUGUGUGAAUGUGUUUUGUUGCUGCGGAAAAGCAUCGUUGUUAAAUAGAGGCCACUGUGGAUUUGCCAAUAUCUAAUACAAUGCAAAUGCGGAAAAAUCGUGUUUAAAGCAUUUGGUGAAUGAAAUGUGCGAAAAUACAGAUGAAAAUAGCUUGAGAUAUAUCUAUUUGGAGUUGGAAUAGAAGAAAUUCCACGAAAUACAAGUGCGGCAAAUUUUCGUGAGUGCGGAAUAUGUCCGGUUGGUUGUGUGUGUGUAAAAUUCACGGUAAAUAAAUAAAUAAAAUUUGUGUACACACACACGCAUAUGCAUACACACACACAGUCCUAAUAUUUAUAUAUAUAUGAACGUAUAUAUAUACAGCAUGUUGUGAAGUUGCGGCGCAAAAAGAAAGCACGCGAAUAAAACAUAAGAAAAAUUUAAUUACGCCUGCGUCUGGGAAAGUGCGUCGUUCUAUUUUGAAAUCGAUACCAAAAUAAAAUACAAAAAAAUAAAAUCUAAAAGAAAUAGGUGACAAAACAACAACAAUGCCGAACAACAACGGCGUUGCAAAGGGAUCGGCGACGACUAAAUGCAUCAUUGAGAUCACGUGAAAUGAUCAUCGAGUGCCGCGAAGGUGUGAAAGUAAAAAUCAUGUGAAAAAUGUGAGAAAAAGUGAGGAAUGCUAUGUGACAACAACCACAAAUACUUGCAAACAAAAGAGCAACCGAGCAAACAACAACAACCACAACAACAACAACGAGAAAAUCAAGAAAAAUGAUAACCUAAAUAAAUCAAAUUGCUAGUCAGAAAAAAAGAAAUAACAACAAGAAACCAGAGAGAGAGGGAAAUUAAGUUAAAGAAGUGAUCCGAAUUUCGAUCCCGAGCUCAUUUUCUCUCCCCCUUGUAUAUCUCUACCUCUCUGCACUACGGUAUUUCCCCGAAUUUACAAUUUUUCGGGUUUCCUUUUGCCACCGAAGAAAGCUUUCGCCAAAAAGCUGGAAAGAAAGUGCUAAGGCCGUAGUCGAGAUACAAAUAUUAUCAAAACGUGUUUGAAAUUUAUAACAAUAAAGAAAAGCGAGUCCGAGAAGAAGGCAAAUAUAUAUUGUCUUGUCUCUGUCAUUCAUUAUUCUCGCCCGAGGUUUUCUGUGUGCAAAGAAUAAUCAACAAUCUCACAAGCGAAGUGUCCAAAACUAAAAGUUGCAAAAGCGUAAAGAAAUAGAAGAAAAACCGGAGAAAAAUAGCAUUCCAACUGACGACAUAAAAAACAGAAUAAGAAAGAAAAACUGAAGUUAAAUUUUAUAUUUUGUUGCUUGUAUCCGCUGCAAAAGCGUGCGAGAGUGGGACGCAAGAUGAUUACCUAGCGGCGGGAGCGCGAAAGGGACCCGCUAAAAAACAUCAACAACAACAAAAAAUACAAUAAAAUCAAAGAAAACACCGGAAAAUGUUCAAUAUGCAACAUCGGGUGGCAAAAGGUAAAUUAAAGCGCGAAAAAAUCAAGAUGGAAAACGAUAUGGCAACAACCACAACAACAACCACUGAUGAGGUAUUAUCAACACCUGCAAUAUUAACAACAACAACAGCUCUCACGCUUGGCAACGUUUGCGUUUUGUGUCGUAAAGAAAUGUUGCUGGAUACAUGUUGCUGUCGGGAAGCAGUGGAGGUAGUCGAGACACCCGCAAGCAGUGAAGAACCUAACAGCAGCCGCAGCUGUAAAACAAGCAGUGAAAGCAGUGCGGAUGGUAACGGCAUUUUGAAUUCGCUAUGUAAAGCGCGCCGCAACAUCUUAUCAUUUGCGGCAUUUUGUGAAAGACUAUGCCAUACCGCAAAUGUUGAAACAACGGGUGGCAAAAAGCGGGGGGUUAGAUGUAGUGGAAAUCGCUGCAACGAUGAAAACGACGCCAGCAGCACGAAAAACAAUCGAAGGCAGCGCGAAAAACUAAAUGUGUUUAGCAAUUGCCACAAUAUUCUGCGAACGUUGCAAUCACUAUUGCUGCUGAUGUUCAACUGCGGUGUUUUUAACAGGCGUCGCAGGCGACGACAGCAACAGCCACACAUUAAUGUUAAUUACACGAAAUUCCUAAUGCUGUUGCUGGCAGGCCUUAAUCUUCUGGUCAUUCAUGCAGCUGCAUCAUCAGUCGCCUUGCAACAGCACCAACAACAAAAGCAUCUGCCACAUAAUGAUAUAACGUACGAUAUAGAUAAAACGGCAAUAUCGGUAGCAACGCAUUCGCGGCCGACUAGAAGCGAUUCAAACCAAACUAUGCGACUGUCACAAAGUGUUCAACCCUGCAAAUCCAUUGAUGUUAGAAACGUGCCAUCGGCAUUCAGCCAAUUAGAGAACUGCACUGUCAUCGAGGGCUUCUUGUUGAUCAACUUGAUAAGCGACGCCAGUCCACUGAACCGAUCAUUUCCAAAGCUAACCGAGGUCACGGAAUUCGUGGUAGUCUAUCGGGUGACCGGGCUGCAUUCGCUAUCAAAGGUCUUUCCCAACCUGAGCGUUAUUCGGGGACUGAAACUGAUAGAUGGAUACGCAUUUGUGGUCUAUUCCAAUAUGGACCUGAUGGACUUGGGGCUACCCAGGCUGCGAUUCGUGGGCGUAGGCGGUAUACGGAUAGAGAGAAAUCAUAAGCUAUGCUUCGAUAGGACCGUCCAUUGGCAGAAUAUUAUUGCUGAGAACUUGAACAAGUCACAGGUAGUGCUAGCGGAGAAUGGCAAGGAGGAGGAGUGCAAGCUAUCCAGGUGUCCGGGUGAAAUUCGAAUUGGGGAUAGUCAUGAUUCCACUGCAGUUGAGGGAGAACUAAAUGCGAGUUGUCCGUUGCUCGAUAAUAAACGCUUGUGCUGGGAUAGCAAAAUCUGUCAAACAAUUUGUCCUGAAAAGUGCAGAAACAACUGCAUCGAUGAACAUACCUGCUGCAGCGAUGCCUGUUUGGGUGGCUGCAUCAGGGAUAGAAAUGGCAAAGAGACCUGCAUCAGCUGUCGAAAUGUGUCGUGCAACAACAUCUGCAUGGACUCCUGUCCCGCAGGCUAUUAUAGGUACGACAGCCGUUGUGUUACGGCGCACGAGUGCCUAAAUCUAUCAAAGUUUGACCCUUCCGGCGAGCAUUUCGGUGUUACUUUCGAUGGGCAAUGCGUUACACAGUGCCCAUUGGGUUAUAAGAAGUCGGAGAACAAAACAACGUGCGAGGCUUGCCCGGGCGGCAAGUGCGAAAAGGAGUGCCCCUCCAACCUCAUUGACAGCUUGGAGCGUGCAAGGGACUUCCACGGAUGCACCAUUAUAACAGGAGAUGAGCCCCUGACUAUUAGCAUUAAACGUGAAAGCGGCGCUAACGUAAUGGAAGAAUUAGUACACGGACUGGGUGCCAUCCAUAAAAUUACAUCCUCCUUGAUGGUGCACCUGACCUACGGUUUGAAAUCGUUGAAGUUCUUUCAAUCCCUGACCGAAAUAUCUGGCGAUCCGCCGAUGGAUGCUAAUAAGUUUGCAUUAUAUGUGCUGGAAAAUCGGGAUCUGGAGGAGCUCUGGGGACCCAAUCAGACGGUGUUCAUUAGGAAUGGCGGCGUCUUCUUUCAUUUCAAUCCAAAACUGUGUGUAUCCACGAUCAAUCGACUGCUGCCCAUGUUGGCCUCCAAGCCGCAGUUCUUUGACAAGCGCGAUGUUGCUACAGACUCCAACGGGAACCGAGGAUCUUGUGGAACCGCGGUUCUCAACGUAACAGUGCAAUCGGUAGGAACGUAUAGUGCCAAGCUAAAUGUCACUACAAAGGUGGCGAUAGGAGAGCCACUAGAGCCGACCAAUGCGACUGUGAUUUUUAAGGAUGCUCGUGCGUUCAUUGGCUUUGUUUUCUAUCAUAUGAUUGAUCCCUAUGGUAACGCAUCCAAGAGCAGUGACGAUCCAUGCGACGAACGCUGGAAGGUUAGCACUCCCGACAAGGCCGGUGUCUUAGUUUUGGGCGAUUUGACUCCCUACACAAACUACUCCUACUACGUCCGCACCAUGGCCAUAUCCUCAGAAUUGGUUAAUGCCGAAAGUGAGGUGCAGAACUUUAGGACAAAUCCCGGACAACCGUCCAUGGUGACAGAGGUUAUGGCCAACGCCACUUCAGAUUCCAAAAUUAAUGUCACCUGGAGCUAUCUUAAUCCGCCCUACGGCGUACUAACACGCUACUUCAUUAAAGCCAGAUUAAUAAGCCGGCCAACACGGAAUAACAACCGGGAUUACUGCACUGAACCUCUCGUCAAGGAAAUGGACAAUGACGAGCCCGCCAAGGUUCCCAGCAAAAAAACCACGGACCUAUCAUCAGGCGACUGCAAAUGCGAGAAUAAUUUGAAAAAGACCCCGAAAACAUCUUAUGACGACCGUAAUGUUCAAGCCGGAAUGGAGUUUGAGAACGCUUUGCAGAACUUCAUAUUCAUUCCAAGAUCUCGGAAGAACACGACUGGAUCGAGUGGCGAUAAAAAGCCAAGUGAUGGUGCAGCUCUCGAUUCCAAUGCAAUUCCAAAUGCUGGGGACAAAAAGAAGCCCUCGCGUCGCAAGAGAGAGAUUAGUUUGGAGCCGGAGUUCGAUGAUAUGGAGGGCAGUGUACUGCUUCGUCAUGUUCGAUCUAUUACCGGCGAAAAGGAAGUCAGUUCCGAGAAGGAAGACGAAAGGACCUUUAAGGACGAAGCUCUCUUGUCAGCCAAUGGGCAAUUCUAUGAGGUGUUUGCCAAGGAAUUGCCGCCAAAUGCUACCUCUUUCGUCUUCGAGAAUCUGCGCCACUUCACCCGCUACUCCAUCUUCGUGGUGGCCUGUAGAGAAGAAAUUCCCAUUGAAAAGAAUAAGGAAUUCGGGGUCAAGCUUUGCAGCAAUUACGAAACUGUCUUCCAAACCACAAAGAAGAGGGAACUCGCUGACAAGGUCGAAGAUCUAAAGGUGGAUCUAGAAAACGCCAACAACACGGACUCCUCGGUGCGGAUUCGCUGGAGCCCACCAUCAGAUCCAAACGGGGAAAUUGUCACCUACGAAGUGGCCUAUAAGCUCCAGAAGCCCGAUCAAGUGGAGGAGAAGAAGUGCAUUCCCGGGGCGGACUACAACCAGACCGCUGGCUAUUUAGUAAAGCUCAACGAGGGUCUUUACAGCGUUAGGGUUCGAGCAAACUCGUUAGCAGGAUUCGGCGAGUACACGAACUUCGAAUACAUAGAAGUGGAGCCACCUCCGAGUUAUGCCAAGUACAUUUUGUGGUCAGCGGGAAUCGCUUGUGUCAUGCUGAUCUUCUUCCUAAUGGCCUACGUUCGUCUCUUGCGCAAGAGGGGUCCCUCCAAUGACCUUCAUAUGAACACCGAGGUGAAUCCAUUCUAUGCGAGCAUGCAGUAUAUACCCGAUGACUGGGAGGUGCUGAGGGAGAACAUCAUUCAGUUGGCACCACUGGGCCAGGGAUCCUUUGGCAUGGUGUACGAGGGUAUCCUGAAGAACUUUGGCGUCAGUGCGGUGGAUUAUCAGUGUGCCAUCAAAACGGUCAAUGAGAAUGCCACGGAUCGCGAGCGUACCAAUUUCCUGAGCGAGGCAAGCGUGAUGAAGGAGUUCAAUACCUAUCAUGUUGUUCGAUUGCUGGGCGUCUGCUCCAGGGGGCAACCGGCUCUGGUGGUCAUGGAGCUGAUGAAGAAGGGCGAUCUCAAGUCCUAUUUGCGUGCCCAUCGUCCCGAGGAACGGGAUGAGGCCAUGAUAACGUAUCUUAAUCGGAUCGGUGUCACUGGAAAUGUGCAGCCUCCAACCUAUGGACGGAUCUACCAAAUGGCCAUUGAGAUUGCAGACGGUAUGGCAUAUUUGGCGGCUAGGAAGUUCGUGCAUCGUGAUCUUGCAGCGCGUAAUUGCAUGGUGGCUGAUGAUUUAACGGUUAAGAUCGGUGACUUUGGCAUGACAAGGGAUAUCUAUGAAACGGAUUAUUAUCGCAAGGGAACCAAGGGGCUGCUGCCAGUGCGUUGGAUGCCACCGGAGAGCUUGCGAGAUGGUGUCUACUCCAGUGCCAGUGAUGUGUUCAGCUUCGGUGUGGUUCUUUGGGAAAUGGCCACUUUGGCCGCACAGCCAUAUCAAGGUCUGUCCAACGAACAAGUCCUGCGCUUCGUUAUCGAUGGUGGUGUCAUGGAAAAGCCGGAAAACUGCCCGGCCUUGCUGCACGAACUAAUGCAAAGAUGCUGGCAGCACAGGUCCUCGGCUAGACCUAGUUUCCUUGACAUCAUUGCAUACCUCGAACCGCACUGUCAGAACCCCCAGUUCAAGGAUGUGUCCUUCUAUCACUCGGAGGUGGGUCUGCAGCAUCGUGAAAAGGAGCGCAAGGAGCGCAGCCAGAUGGAUGCAUUCGCAGCGGUCCCGCUAGACCAAGAUCUGCAGAAUCGAGAACAACAGGAGGAUGCAACUACUCCAUUGCGAAUGGGUGAUUAUCAAGGCUACAAAUCCAACAUGGAGCAGAAUUCCUCGUUGGAUCAACCGGCUGAGAGUCCCAUUGCCAUGGUUGAUGAUCAGGCUACCCACUCACCCUUCAGCCUGCCAUCGGGAUUCAUAGCCAGCAGCACUCCUGAUGGUCAAAAUGCAAUGCCCACCGCUUACCAGAAUCCAAUAGGAGCGCAGAGUCAGGAUGCAGCCUCGGCCUACGUUAUGCCCGAUUCGGACGCCUUGGAUGGGGACAGGGGCUAUGAGAUGUACGAUCCGAGUCCGAAAUGCGCCGAACUGCCAACGAGCCGAAGUGGCAGCACUGGCGGCGGUGGCAAGCUGAGUGGAGAGCAACAUUUGCUGCCAAGAAAAACCCGGCAGCCGGUGAUCAUGAGCAGUUCCAUGCCGGAUGAUGUAAUCGGUGGAUCCUCGCUUCAGCCCUCAACGGCAUCGGCAGCUAGCUCCAACGCCAGUUCCCACACCGGCCGCUAUCCUAGUCUCAAGAAAACGGUGACAGACACGCUCCGCAACAAGGCCAACAUAUUGAAUCGCCAUCUGUUCAACCACAAGCGGACUGGCAGCAAUGUCAGCCACAAGAGCAACACCUCCAAUGCUCCCAGUACCAGCAGUAACUCCAACUUGACAAGUCACCCGGUGGCCAUGGGAAAUCUGGGUACCAUUGAGAGUGGUGGUAGUGGUUCGGCUGGCAGUUACACGGGGACACCACGCUUCUACACGCCAACGGCCACGCCAAGCGGAGGAGGUGGCGUCGGCGGCAGCGUUAUGGGCAUUAGCGAUAAUCCUAACUAUAGGUUACUGGACGAAUCAAUGGCCAGUGAUCAGGCCACCAUCCUUACCACCAGCAGUCCCAAUCCCAACUAUGAGAUGAUGCACCCGCCAGGCAGUCUAAUAAGCACCAAUCCGAACUAUGUGCCCAUGAAUGAGCCACCAGUUCAGAUGGCCGGUGUGGCCAUCAGCCACAACCCGAAUUACCAGCCCAUGCAAGCGCCGUUAAAUGCACGCCAAAGUAGCUCCGACGAGGACAACGAACUGGACGAGGAGGACGACGAAGAGGAGGACGACGAUGUGGACGAUGAGCAUGUGGAGCACAUCAAAAUGGAGCGGAUACCAUUGAGUCGGCCGAGGCAUAGGGCGGUGCCCAGCAAAUCCCAACCGCCACGCAGUCGCAGCGUCAGCCAGACGAGAAAGUCGCCCACAAAUCCAAACUCUGGAGUGGGGACGACGACAGGAGCUGGAAACAUGUCCAACCUGCUCAAAGAGAGCUGGCUGCGGCCGGCGAGUACGACUAGGCCUCCGCCACCCAAUGGAUUCAUCGGCAGGGAGGCGUAAUCGUUUAGAUCCCUAGUUCUGUAGUGUAGUGUAUAGCCGAUAGCCAGUGUAAAUAGAUGGAUGGAAGCUGUGUGGAAGCAAGAAUGAGGGGAUGCAAACUUUUGCCACAAGCCAAGCUUCCUUGACUCUGACUCUUCCCCCCCGAAUGCCGGCAACUUGGGGUGGUCCCCAGAGAGAUUUCUAUUCGAAAAGCAAUCUUUAGUAGCCUUUUUUCGUCAAGGAAAGUCUCAAAAACUACGUUUUCUAUAUAGAUAUAUUUUAAUCGUGUUGUCCAAAUUAUUUAAAUGAAAAGGAGUUAACAUUUUUGUGUUAAUCUCCUGUCUUUGGUUUCAAACCAACAUUUGUAAAAUUGAGAUUCAUAGAAUUUAAUUUUUCGAAAUAUUUAUUUAGACGUCUGUUUUUGCAACGACUUAAUUAUAUAUUAAAGGAAGAGUAACAAGUUAUGGAAAACAAGACUAAAAUGCUGGAAAUAAGCGAAAAGGAUUGCUUUUGAGACAGAGAUUCUUGAUGUGGGAAUAUCGAACCACCCUAACCGCACAUGUAUCAUACCAAUAGUUUUGAUUAAGCCUAUUUAUGUUUACGUAUUCGUUUAGUAUUUACUCUAUUUUUUGUUUGUUUAUAUUAAUGAACUAGAGCCGUUAACGCAAUACAAAACGAGAGCAGAGAACGAUAGUGAAAGCAGAGAAAAGCACCAGAAUGCAGUAGUAAGCAUUAGUAAGCAGUAGUAAGCAGUAGAAAGCAGUUAAACAGAAACAGAAACAGAAACAGAAGAAAACAAACAAAAGAAAAACAAGUCCUACAUGCAAAUAACAAAAGUACAAAAGCCAACAACCAACCAACCUAAGUACCGUUUAAAUAGACAUACAAAUUCUACCAAUUAUAACUUAUUACUCAUACCUACUACUACGUAUAUUAAUUAUGAUAAUUUUUUAAUUAGUACCUACCAAAUCGCAGUUAGUACAGGCGGCGAGAGUAAGAGGAAUCACACAGAAUAACGGAAUGAAUAGCAAGAAAGCCCGGAAAGUAGAUGAAAAACUACACAGCAAACAAGCAAUACAAAAACAAAUACAAAAAACAACAACAACUGUCUUCACUGAGUUAGCUAGCGUUAGUGUCUAAUUACCCAAACUAAACAAACUAAGCGUAACUAAAUUUAAAUGUUACUAAAGAUCAUAUUUUUUUUUAGAAAUGCAUGUGGAAAAUGCCUUGCAAUUUUAGCACGUUUACCCCUGAUUUUUGUUUAUAUAUUAAUAUAUAUAUAUAUUAUAUAUAUCUUUUAAGGCAAGUGGUAAGUGUUGCUCGAUUGUUCAGAUUUCACUUAUAGUUUCUUCUCUUUUUUUUAUUACCUAAUUGUAAUUAAUUUAUUAUUUAAAUGGCAAAUGUUUGCUUUGCUCUAGAGGAAGUACCACCAUUUCAUCACUUUUCUAAGCCAAGAAGAGCGAAAGAACCUAAAAAGAAAGGCUUUUGUUCAAUUUUUUUCUAAAUUAAUUUUCGUUGAAGCCAAGCUUCGGAGAAAGGAAGAAAAGAAUGUAAGAGAAAGUGGAAACCAUAACGUAAUUUCAAACUGAGAGCUUAACUAACUGAUGCAUCAUAAUUAUUGUAUACAAACAAUCUGCUGUCGUUUUUUAUACAACACAUGCUAUCAUAUAUAUCCAAUAUAUAUAUAUACGAAGCAAAAGCAUUUUAUGUACUAACUAACUAUAGUUAAACCAAGCAAAAACUUAAUGAAAAACAGAAAAGAGAAAACAGAAAAAACUCCAUAGACUCAUUUAUAUACAAAAAAAAGUUUGCACUAAGGAUUUAAAAUAAUAAUCUGCCAUACGCCAUUAACAACUCAAAUAUGAACAAAAAACCGGACGGAUUUUGUUUUUCUUGAAUUUAAUUCUUUGAAUUCAACAAUAGAUCAUAGACGAAAACAAUAGACAAAUUGUAUACCAUACACCCAUAUACCAUAUACCAUUUACCAUUUACCAUUUACCAUUUACCAUAUAUAUUUACAUAUAAUCAAGAACUGAACGUGAUAUGUUUGCUGAGUGUACUAUCCUGACAGUUCUCCAAAUCCGAAAAACUACAAAACUGAAAAACUACAAAACCAGAAAAGCACACAACAUUCUUUUGAUUGAAAAUCGGAAAAUAAGCAAUAAACAAAGCCCACUUUAGCAACAGCAACAGAAACAACAAAAACAACAUUUACAUUAUCGAAAUCAAAAACAACAACAACAACAACAACAACAACUGCAACAAAUGGAAUUUUUAAACGAAAAACAACAACUACAACAAAAGUAUUCGAUAUUUGCCUUCGCUCUUUAUAUUAUUAUAUAUAUUUAACUAUACAACAAACACAUAUAUUUAACGACUAAAUGAAAAGCAAAGAAAAGCAAAAGCAAAAACACACGCGCACGUGCAAGGGUUCUUUGUUUUUUGUUUUUUAUUUUAUACAUAGAUGCAAAGCGAAAACAAGGAAACUAAAUAUUUAAAUGAAUUAUACAAAUUACUUAGUUUAUAGGCAUUGUAAGAGAGGAGGAGCAGCGGAAGUUUGGAGAGAAGGUUAGGGAGGAAACCUUGAACUAAUUUUAAUAUUUAAAAUAUAAAAAAAGAGAAGGAAGAAGAAACUAGUGCUAAUUAUAUAAACAAAACUGGGAAGCAAGCGAUAUUUACACUGAAAACUGAAGUAAAAAAAUGAUUAAAAAAAAAAAACAAAAGAAACAAAAACAAAAACAAAACAAUUAUAUUAAUUUAACUAUGUAAUACGCUAUAUAUAUAUAUAUAUAUAUACUAUAUAUGCAUAACGAAACAAUAGAUAUUCUACACAAAAACACACACACACACACACAGAGACACCCAUACACACACACACAUUUACAUACAUUACACAUACACACACUAAAAAGACUGAAAGAUAUAGUUCCUUUUGUUUUUAUGUACAUAAAAAAAAAGAGAAAAGAGAAAUUCUAACGAAAAUUGUAAACUUAAAGCGAUGCGAGAAGCCAGGUGGGAAGAACGUAAAAACAAUUAAUGGAAUUAUACAUUAAACAAGUAAAUUAAACUAUAAACUAUAUUAAAAAAAAAGAAAACAAAACAAAACAAAGCAGCAGAAAAGCAUUAUGCGGCAUCAUGUAACAUGUAUAUUUAGUAGUCGAAUUAACUAAAUUGUUGUAACAUAAAGUGGAAAUACGAGCGCUUACGCGUCAACGCCAAAUAUAUCAACUACUUAUAUAGCUAUAUAUAUAUAUAUACUAUAUACUAUAUACUAUAUAUAUUCUGGAUAGUUUGGCUUUGGAUCGCAGUCGCUCCUCGCUGCUUUAAUGUAUAUACACGCGAACAUCUAUUUCAAUAAAGAGUACCAUUUAAACAAAUUAUUGUAAACUAAAUACACAUAAACAUUGUAAACACAACAGAAAACGAUAAAACAAAAAAUAAAAAGCUUCAAUAUUUUUAUUAUUUCUAAUUAAAGCUAAUUGUAAAAAUAAUGCUAAGUUAAUUGUUUCCUGUUUGUUUAAGCGAAAAAAAAAAUAAAAUAAAAUAAAAAACAAAA